ACUUUUGUAUUUGAUAACAAAAAUUACAGAAAUUGAAAUACGUUAAGAAAAUUUUUGUGAUUUGUGUCGACAUAUUAUUUCUUAUUAUUGUGGAUAAAAUAAUCUGAAUAUUUUCGUGGUAUACUCUUAUAAAAAUUAAAAUAAAUUCUAAACAGCUCAAAUAGAUUUUUUUUUAACAUGCCUUUUAUGAAAGGCGCUGCUCCAAUUCGGAGAACACUUCAAUAUUUAGAAGCAGGCAAUAUCAUUUUUAAAGAACGAGUUAAAAUAUUCUCAAUUCACUAUAAUACACUAGGCGACAAUCAUCGAGGUACCCGUGAAUUUGUUUUUUGGCAUUUGCCUCAAAUUCAAUUUAAGAAUCCAAAUGUUCAAGUUAUAACAUUAAAGAAUAUGACUCCAACACCCCUAAUUAGAUGUUAUCUUACUGAUGGUAGUGAUAUGCUAAUAGAUGUUGAUGACUGUGACAAAGAUAAAAUUCAUGAUCAUGUGCUGCAAGUUCUUGGUAAAGAAAAACAAACUUUAAAAAUGGAAGCCACAGCACUAGAAAAAAAAGAUAAUCCUGCCAAUUUUGGCUAUAUGUGUGAAAAACAUUGCAUUUGUGAAAUAUUUGGACAGGUUCCUUGCCCUGCAGUUGUACCUUUACCUAAGAUGUGGAGAGGCAAAUAUAAAAAUGAACAAGUUUGAAUCUUUCUAUGCUAUUGAAUUUUAUAUUAACAAUUCAAUAUAUAUAGUCAAACAAAAAAUUGUACAAACUUGUAUAAUUUUUAAUAUAAAAAAAAACUGCAGUCAAGUUUUAUAUUAAAUUUUUGAUUUAAUAUUUUUCAUCAUACAAUAUUAUGUAUUAUAAAUAAAUACAAUUUUUAGUUCACUAAGAUAAGAA
This is a messenger RNA of Daktulosphaira vitifoliae (grape phylloxera), 877 nucleotides long. RefSeq names its product probable 28S ribosomal protein S25, mitochondrial (gene mRpS25). The record is from RefSeq and is a predicted model, not a curated record. Gene Ontology annotation, molecular function: structural constituent of ribosome. NCBI's taxonomy places the organism in Eukaryota, Metazoa, Arthropoda, Insecta, Hemiptera, Phylloxeridae. Gene Ontology annotation, cellular component: mitochondrion. Bases 178 to 681 code for a protein of 167 amino acids. The transcript is spliced from 2 exons.